CACAGUCUGUGAAGACAACAGGACUAAGCACUGACUUCUUCCUCCUGUCACACAAGCUUCCAACAGUGAAAUCGUUCCGACCCCAUGAGAGGGUCUUCCGUGUCACAAUGAGAGCCCCCUGUGUGUUCCUACUGAUUUACUCGGCCUUAUCAGGUCCAGGUGUUUCAUGGGUAGAAGCACAAAAUGACACCUGCAACGCCAGCGGCAGCCUUGCACAGCAGCAAUGUGGCCAAGGUUCCGAGUCCACCUCCAGGUUCCUGCAGUGCGCAGGGGUUCCGUCUGGGCCUCUAGCUGGACCGCACCACGUCCAGAACCUUGUGAACCUACUGGAUGCUGCACUGGAUGUCUACUCUUUCAUGAGGUCCACUCUGAGCCAGGGCCCUGCGCUAGAGGUGUCGGGUGGGAUCCAGCUGACCCCCGAGGGCCUGGUGAGCGACGCGGACGUGCUGAAGGUGUGGCUGGAGGUGAAGAUGAAGCCCCUCCUCUCCUCCGUCUCCCGCCAGUUCCUCCGUUGCCUCGGCAAUAAGAACCUCAGCUGCGAGGCCUACCACACUGUGGUUAGUGAGAUGAGCGAGCACUUCUCUGGAAUGGACCCUGUACGGCAGAAGUGGAUCUACAUGUUUUUCAUGUACCCCUUCCUGUCUGAUAACAGAACAGCGGGAUGCAUGCACCUGAGCAACGGCACUGAGGACUGGCUGAUGAAGAACUUUGGGUCAUUCUCUGUCAUGGCAACCAUGAAAGAUCUCUCAUCGCUCAACAUGGUCUUCAGUGGGUUGGACGUGCUCCACUUGUUGACUCCAGAGCAGAGGGCGGAGCUGCUGCUGCAGCCGGAGGUGGUGGGGCUGGACGAGGGCGUCCUCACCCUGGUGUUCGACAGCCUGCUGGACCCCCUGCUGCCGGCCCGACCUCCGACCUCACCUACCUCCGCUCCUCGCCCUGACCCGACUGGCUUCACGCGCAACUACACGACCUCACCUGGGCCUCACCACACCCAGCACUAUACCACCCCUUACAGGGACCCAGCCAGAAAGGUGGCCGAUGGAUUCAUGUCUGUCUUGACACCCAUGGGAAGCUUUGCCAGGCGCUUGGUCUCCUUUACAAAUCAGCACAAUCUCACCACCGUGCGAAGUGCCACUCUCAUCCAGGCCAUGCUCAACUGGACCUUGGCAGAACUGGCCGCUCCUUACAAGCAGAACAGCACCGCUCCGGACCAGGUGGACUUUGACCCGCUGGACGUGAACGACUGGUUCCAGCAUGUUGUGGUUCCGGUUCUGAGACGGUACCUGCCCCGAGACGAGAUGGAGAUCCCGCAGAACAUCACCGUGGUGUUCCACAACCUGUUCCACAUCCAGACCGGUUUGGAGCCAGAGUCAGAGGAGACUGACUCUGAUUCUGAUAUCUGCAGUGUGUCCAUUGAUGAGAGAUCUUGUGCUCUCACCGAUGCAGUGGAGGAGGUGGCUCGUGUCAUGCACUGUGCAGCCAAGACCAACCUGAGUCUGACAGAGGAGACGCUGAUGAGACUGGUGAUGGAGCUCUCCGACAGCCUCAACUCACUCACCCAGGAACUCGCCCAAAUGAACUUCAGCUCCCCUGACUCUCCAUUCUUCGGAAUCCUCGACCAGAUCAUCUCCGGUCCCCUGACGCAGGACAACCUCCAUGACGUGUCCUUCAUUAGGCUGUGGUUCCAGAUCAAGCUGCGGCCUCUGUUGCCCUCACUCACCCCAGAGUACCUGUCCUGCCUCAGUGCCAAAGGAUUCAGCUGUGAAACCUACCAAGCACUUGUGAAGGCUCUGGGUGAUCACAUGUCUGACAUGCAUGAGAGGGGAGCUGAGAUGGUCCUUCAGCACUUCAUCAUUCCUUUCCUCUUCAACCCCAACCAUACAGACCCUGGCUGCGUGAGAUCGGUUGAGAACAGCACUGACUGGAUGAUGAAAAACUUGGGUGGCUUCGCUUCCCUGGCUACACUUGUGGACAUGUACCAGCUCAACCCCGAGUUCUCUGCAAUUGAAGUCCUGCCCUUGCUGUCCCCCAGACAGAUGGCAGAGCUCAUGGUCGUUCCCCUCCCAAGGCUGCCGCCGAAACGACAGGUGGUCGACCUCGUCUUCGACCACCUCUUGGGAGACCCCAUUGGAAGGAACAUGCCUGAAGUCCUGGAGCACCUUGUGCAAUUCAGCCAUGAUAUGGGAAUGGACUGUGAGACCUACCAGAUCAUAGUGGAAAAGCUGUAUGAUGUGUUGUGGUCUGUGCCACGCAUGAUGGAACCACAGAUCUGGGCAGCAAUUCACAACAUGAGACAACCUGCAGACUGUUCAUUGCCUGUGUUCGACUGUCCUGUGAUACACUUUAAUGAGAGCAGAAUGUGUGCUGGAAUUAACAGCUCUGAGCUGCAGCACCACCUGGAGGCUGGGCAUGUAUCCUGUGAAUACACUCUAAUGGAGUACGCCUGCUCAGAGCUGAAAGGAUUCUCUGCACAUAACCUGACCCACCUCCUGAUGUGCAUGCUGGCCAGCAACAUGACAGACUCCAAGGAGACCUGGAAGCUGCUCCUCACCAAGACAUCUGCAGUUCUGGAUGAAGCGCUCGCCAUGUUCUCCAGCAUGGCCUCCAACAUGUCGCAUCCUCUGAUUGGUCAGUCUGUGUCCAAUUUCCUGGACGUGCUGCGUGACAUGCGACUGGACCAGUUCACCCCAGAGCAGUGGCAAGACGCUUCCUUCGUGGCGUCGCUGUUGAACGGCACCCACCCAUUCUUGGCUGCCGCCUCUGGAGGUUUUCUCCACUGCCUCACCACCAAGAACCUCACCUGUGAAACCUUCCAGAUCAUACUGAGAGCGUUUGUGCAGCAGUUCCACUACAUGGAGGAGCCUAGUAGGAGGAUGGUGCUGGAGUCUUUCAUCCUGCCCUACCUAAACAGCAACUCCUCAGGACAUGCUUGUGCCCUUAAUGGCAGCUAUUAUUGGCUGCAAAACAACUUUGGGCCUUUCUCUGUCCUUGUGGAGCUAGAAGAUCUAUUUGAGCUCAACAUGGCCUUUGAUCCACUGGAGGUGUUGGAUCUUCUCAGUCCAAUGCAGAUGGCUGAGUUGAUGGUUCUGCCUCUCCCUCAUGCCCAAGGGAAAGAUGAGGUCAUCAGCAGAGUGCUGGAUCACCUCCUAGAGUCACCUGUGGAGAGGAAUCUUCAGGAAGUUCUUGGUCUCACCAUCAUCCUUGCCACACAGGAUGAAGCACCUUGUGAGUUCUACCAGGCAAUAAUCCCAAGGCUGAGUGAGUCUGUGACAUCAGUACCAGGAGUUCUGGAGCCCAUCAUCAGAGGAGCUGUGGAAGAGCUGCUCCAGCUCAGUCCACAAGAUUGUGCUGUUUCUCUGCCUGUUCAGUGUCCUACAACACCAGUUAAUGAAACCAGAAUUUGUGAAGGUGUUAACAGCACUGUCCUGCAGUCUCAACUGGCAGCUGGCCUGGUCCCCUGUAAUGUCAGUCUGGAGCAGUAUGCCUGUUCAGAGCUAACAGGAUUCACUGCACAGCACCUGGCCCAGGUUCUGAUUUGCAAGCUGUCCAGCAACAUGACUUACUCCAGGGAGACCUGGAAACUGCUCCUCACCAAGUCCUCUGCAGUUCUGGAUGAUGCUCUCAUCAUGUUCUCCAACAUGUCUCUGAGGAUCAUGGGUCAAUCUGUGACUGAUGUCCUGGAUAUUCUUGGAGAGCUCCGUCUGGAGCUGCUCAGUGACAUGCAGUGGGAAGACAUCGACUUCAUCUCCUCACUGUUUGGUGAACGUCUGCGGCUGUUCUUGCCCUUCGCCUCCGGAGAACUUCUGCACUGUGUCAGCAGGAAGAACCUCACCUGUGAAACCUACCAGUACAUUGUGGCUGAGCUGAGUCUUCAGUUUGAUCACAUGACAGAGGAGCAGGCCGAGAACGUUCUCAAGUUCUUCAUUUUGCCCUUCCUGUCCAAAAACACAUCAGAUCCAGGAUGUAUCUCCAACAAUAGCAUGACGUGGCUUCUCAACAACUACGGGCAAUUCUCUGGCCUUGUCCCACUCAAAAGUCUACUUGAUGCCAAUAAGUACUUCAAUCCGCUGGCUGUCCUGGAGCUGCUCUCUCCCCAGCAGAAGGCGGAGCUGAUCCUCCUGCCUCUCGGAGACCUUCCCCCACAGGAGGUCAUCAGGGUCGUCUUCAACCACCUCCUGCAGCCUCCCCAGCAGACACAGAUGCCCGAGGUCCUGCAACAUCUAGUCAGGAUUGCACAAGAGAACGAGAUACCGUGUCUCACCCUUCAGUUAGUAUCAGAGAACCUGUACAUGGGUCUGUCACAUGUGCCUCCUGAAUUAGAGCAUAUCAUCUACACAACCGUCGAUCAACUUAGAGGGAACUCACCACAAGGUUGCAUACUUCCACAGCCACCUUCAUGUCCUUUCACAAGGGUAAAUGAGACUGAAAUUUGCUACAGGACAAACAGCUCUGAGUUGCAGCAUCUCUUGGAUAUGGGACAAGUACCCUGCCAAUACAGCGUGUCAGAGUAUGCAUGCUCUGAGCUGUCAGGACUCACUGCAGAGCACCUGGCCCAGCUCCUGGUCUGCCAGCUGUCCAGCAACAGGACUUACUCCAAGGGGACCUGGAAGCUGCUCCUCACCAAGACCUCUGCAGUUCUGGACGAAGCUCUCAUCAUGUUCUCACACAUGGCCUCCAAUAUGUCUCUGAGGAUCAUGGGUCAAUCUGUGACUGAUGUCCUGGAUAUUCUUGGAGAGCUCCGUCUGGAGCUGCUCAGUGACAUGCAGUGGGAAGACAUCGACUUCAUCUCCUCACUGUUUGGUGAACGUCUGCGGCUGUUCUUGCCCUUCGCCUCCGGACAACUUCUGCACUGUGUCAGCAGGAAGAACCUCACCUGUGAAACCUACCAGUACAUUGUGGCUGAGCUGAGUCUUCAGUUUGAUCACAUGACAGAGGAGCAGGCCGAGAACGUUCUCAAGUUCUUCAUUUUGCCCUUCCUGUCCAGAAACACAUCAGAUCCAGGAUGUAUCUCCAACAAUAGCAUGACGUGGCUUCUCAACAACUACGGGCAAUUCUCUGGCCUUGUCCCACUCAAAAGUCUACUUGAUGCCAAUAAGUACUUCAAUCCGCUGGCUGUCCUGGAGCUGCUCUCUCCCCAGCAGAAGGCGGAGCUGAUCCUCCUGCCUCUCGGAGACCUUCUCCCACAGGAGGUCAUCAGGGUCGUCUUCAACCACCUCCUGCAGCCUCCCCAGCAGACACAGAUGCCCGAGGUCCUGCAACAUCUAGUCAGGAUUGCACAAGAGGACGAGAUACCGUGUCUCACCCUUCAGUUAGUAUCAGAGAACCUGUACAUGGGUCUGUCAUAUGUGCCUCCUGAAUUAGAGCAUAUCAUCUACACAACCGUCGAUCAACUUAGAGGGAACUCACCACAAGGUUGCAUACUUCCACAGCCACCUUCAUGUCCUUUCACAAGGGUUAAUGAGACUGAAAUUUGCUACAGGACAAACAGCUCUGAGUUGCAGCAUCUCUUGGAUAUGGGACAAGUACCCUGCCAAUACAGCGUGUCAGAGUAUGCAUGCUCUGAGCUGUCAGGACUCACUGCAGAGCACCUGGCCCAGCUCCUGGUCUGCCAGCUGUCCAGCAACAGGACUUACUCCAAGGGGACCUGGAAGCUGCUCCUCACCAAGACCUCUGCAGUUCUGGACGAAGCUCUCAUCAUGUUCUCACACAUGGCCUCCAAUAUGUCUCUGAGGAUCAUGGGUCAAUCUGUGACUGAUGUCCUGGAUAUUCUUGGAGAGCUCCGUCUGGAGCUGCUCAGUGACAUGCAGUGGGAAGACAUCGACUUCAUCUCCUCACUGUUUGGUGAACGUCUGCGGCUGUUCUUGCCCUUCGCCUCCGGACAACUUCUGUACUGUGUCAGCAGGAAGAACCUCACCUGUGAAACCUACCAGUACAUUGUGGCUGAGCUGAGUCUUCAAUUUGAUCACAUGACAGAGGAGCAGGCCGAGAACGUUCUCAAGUUCUUCAUUUUGCCCUUCCUGUCCAGAAACACAUCAGAUCCAGGAUGUAUCUCCAACAAUAGCAUGACGUGGCUUCUCAACAACUACGGGCAAUUCUCUGGCCUUGUCCCACUCAAAAGUCUACUUGAUGCCAAUAAGUACUUCAAUCCGCUGGCUGUCCUGGAGCUGCUCUCUCCCCAGCAGAAGGCGGAGCUGAUCCUCCUGCCUCUCGGAGACCUUCCCCCACAGGAGGUCAUCAGGGUCGUCUUCAACCACCUCCUGCAGCCUCCCCAGCAGACACAGAUGCCCGAGGUCCUGCAACAUCUAGUCAGGAUUGCACAAGAGAACGAGAUACCGUGUCUCACCCUUCAGUUAGUAUCAGAGAACCUGUACAUGGGUCUGUCACAUGUGCCUCCUGAAUUAGAGCAUAUCAUCUACACAACCGUCGAUCAACUUAGAGGGAACUCACCACAAGGUUGCAUACUUCCACAGCCACCUUCAUGUCCUUUCACAAGGGUAAAUGAGACUGAAAUUUGCUACAGGACAAACAGCUCUGAGUUGCAGCAUCUCUUGGAUAUGGGACAAGUACCCUGCCAAUACAGCGUGUCAGAGUAUGCAUGCUCUGAGCUGUCAGGACUCACUGCAGAGCACCUGGCCCAGCUCCUGGUCUGCCAGCUGUCCAGCAACAGGACUUACUCCAAGGGGACCUGGAAGCUGCUCCUCACCAAGACCUCUGCAGUUCUGGACGAAGCUCUCAUCAUGUUCUCACACAUGGCCUCCAAUAUGUCUCUGAGGAUCAUGGGUCAAUCUGUGACUGAUGUCCUGGAUAUUCUUGGAGAGCUCCGUCUGGAGCUGCUCAGUGACAUGCAGUGGGAAGACAUCGACUUCAUCUCCUCACUGUUUGGUGAACGUCUGCGGCUGUUCUUGCCCUUCGCCUCCGGACAACUUCUGCACUGUGUCAGCAGGAAGAACCUCACCUGUGAAACCUACCAGUACAUUGUGACUGAGCUGAGUCUUCAGUUUGAUCACAUGACAGAGGAGCAGGCCGAGAACGUUCUCAAGUUCUUCAUUUUGCCCUUCCUGUCCAGAAACACAUCAGAUCCAGGAUGUAUCUCCAACAAUAGCAUGGCGUGGCUUCUCAACAACUACGGGCAAUUCUCUGGCCUUGUCCCACUCAAAAGUCUACUUGAUGCCAAUAAGUACUUCAAUCCGCUGGCUGUCCUGGAGCUGCUCUCUCCCCAGCAGAAGGCGGAGCUGAUCCUCCUGCCUCUCGGAGACCUUCCCCCACAGGAGGUCAUCAGGGUCGUCUUCAACCACCUCCUGCAGCCUCCCCAGCAGACACAGAUGCCCGAGGUCCUGCAACAUCUAGUCAGGAUUGCACAAGAGGACGAGAUACCGUGUCUCACCCUUCAGUUAGUAUCAGAGAACCUGUACAUGGGUCUGUCAUAUGUGCCUCCUGAAUUAGAGCAUAUCAUCUACACAACCGUCGAUCAACUUAGAGGGAACUCACCACAAGGUUGCAUACUUCCACAGCCACCUUCAUGUCCUUUCACAAGGGUUAAUGAGACUGAAAUUUGCUACAGGACAAACAGCUCUGAGUUGCAGCAUCUCUUGGAUAUGGGACAAGUACCCUGCCAAUACAGCGUGUCAGAGUAUGCAUGCUCUGAGCUGUCAGGACUCACUGCAGAGCACCUGGCCCAGCUCCUGGUCUGCCAGCUGUCCAGCAACAGGACUUACUCCAAGGGGACCUGGAAGCUGCUCCUCACCAAGACCUCUGCAGUUCUGGACGAAGCUCUCAUCAUGUUCUCACACAUGGCCUCCAAUAUGUCUCUGAGGAUCAUGGGUCAAUCUGUGACUGAUGUCCUGGAUAUUCUUGGAGAGCUCCGUCUGGAGCUGCUCAGUGACAUGCAGUGGGAAGACAUCGACUUCAUCUCCUCACUGUUUGGUGAACGUCUGCGGCUGUUCUUGCCCUUCGCCUCCGGACAACUUCUGUACUGUGUCAGCAGGAAGAACCUCACCUGUGAAACCUACCAGUACAUUGUGGCUGAGCUGAGUCUUCAAUUUGAUCACAUGACAGAGGAGCAGGCCGAGAACGUUCUCAAGUUCUUCAUUUUGCCCUUCCUGUCCAGAAACACAUCAGAUCCAGGAUGUAUCUCCAACAAUAGCAUGACGUGGCUUCUCAACAACUACGGGCAAUUCUCUGGCCUUGUCCCACUCAAAAGUCUACUUGAUGCCAAUAAGUACUUCAAUCCGCUGGCUGUCCUGGAGCUGCUCUCUCCCCAGCAGAAGGCGGAGCUGAUCCUCCUGCCUCUCGGAGACCUUCCCCCACAGGAGGUCAUCAGGGUCGUCUUCAACCACCUCCUGCAGCCUCCCCAGCAGACACAGAUGCCCGAGGUCCUGCAACAUCUAGUCAGGAUUGCACAAGAGAACGAGAUACCGUGUCUCACCCUUCAGUUAGUAUCAGAGAACCUGUACAUGGGUCUGUCAUAUGUGCCUCCUGAAUUAGAGCAUAUCAUCUACACAACCGUCGAUCAACUUAGAGGGAACUCACCACAAGGUUGCAUACUUCCACAGCCACCUUCAUGUCCUUUCACAAGGGUUAAUGAGACUGAAAUUUGCUACAGGACAAACAGCUCUGAGUUGCAGCAUCUCUUGGAUAUGGGACAAGUACCCUGCCAAUACAGCGUGUCAGAGUAUGCAUGCUCUGAGCUGUCAGGACUCACUGCAGAGCACCUGGCCCAGCUCCUGGUCUGCCAGCUGUCCAGCAACAGGACUUACUCCAAGGGGACCUGGAAGCUGCUCCUCACCAAGACCUCUGCAGUUCUGGACGAAGCUCUCAUCAUGUUCUCACACAUGGCCUCCAAUAUGUCUCUGAGGAUCAUGGGUCCAUCUGUGACUCAUGUCCUGGAUAUUCUUGGGGAGCUCCGUCUGGAGUCGCUCAGUGACAUGCAGUGGCAAGACAUCUAUUUCAUCUCCUCACUGUUUGGUGACAGUCUGCGGCCAUUUUUACCCUUCGCCUCUGGAGACCUUCUGCAAUGUGUCAGCAGCAAGAACCUCACCUGUGAAACUUACCAGUACAUUGUGGGUGAGCUGAGUCAUCAUUUUGAUGACAUGACAGAGGAGCAGGCCGAGGAUGUCCUCCGGUCCUUCAUCCUGCCCUUCCUGUCCAGAAACACAUCAGACUCUGGAUGCUUCUCCAACAACAGCAUGGAAUGGCUUACAGAUAACUACGGACAAUUCUCUGUCCUUGUUCCUCUCGAAAGUCUAUUUGAUCGCAACCAGGACUUUGAUCCACUGGAGGUGUUGGAUCUUCUCAGUCCAAAGCAGAUGGCUGAGUUGAUGGUUCUGCCUCUCCCUCAUGCCCAAGGGAAAGAUGAGGUUGUCAGCAGAGUGCUGGAUCACCUGCUGGAAUCACCUGUGGAGAGGAAUCUUGCAGAAGUUCUUGGUCUCACCAUCAUCCUUGCCACACAGGAUGAAGCACCUUGUGAGUUCUACCAGGCAAUUAUCCCAAGGCUGAGUGAGUCUGUGACAUCAGUACCAGCAGUUCUGGAGCUCAUCAUCAGAGGAGCUGUGGAAGAGCUGCUCCAGCUCAGUCCACUAGAUUGUGCUGUUCCUCUGCCUGCUCAGUGUCCUACAACACCAGUUAAUGAAACCAGAAUUUGUGAAGGUGUUAACAGCACUGUCCUGCAGUCUCAACUGGCAGCUGGCCUCGUCCCCUGUAAUGUCAGUCUGGAGCAGUAUGCCUGUUCAGAGCUAACAGGAUUCACUGCACAUCACCUGGCCCAGGUUCUGAUUUGCAAGCUGUCCAGCAACAUGACUUACUCCAGGGAGACCUGGAAACUGCUCCUCACCAAGUCCUCUGCAGUUCUGGAUGAUGCUCUCAUCAUGUUCUCCAACAUGUCUCUGAGGAUCAUGGGUCAAUCUGUGACUGAUGUCCUGGAUAUUCUUGGAGAGCUCCGUCUGGAGCUGCUCAGUGACAUGCAGUGGGAAGACAUCGACUUCAUCUCCUCACUGUUUGGUGAACGUCUGCGGCUGUUCUUGCCCUUCGCCUCCGGACAACUUCUGUACUGUGUCAGCAGGAAGAACCUCACCUGUGAAACCUACCAGUACAUUGUGGCUGAGCUGAGUCUUCAAUUUGAUCACAUGACAGAGGAGCAGGCCGAGAACGUUCUCAAGUUCUUCAUUUUGCCCUUCCUGUCCAGAAACACAUCAGAUCCAGGAUGUAUCUCCAACAAUAGCAUGGCGUGGCUUCUCAACAACUACGGGCAAUUCUCUGGCCUUGUCCCACUCAAAAGUCUACUUGAUGCCAAUAAGUACUUCAAUCCGCUGGCUGUCCUGGAGCUGCUCUCUCCCCAGCAGAAGGCGGAGCUGAUCCUCCUGCCUCUCGGAGACCUUCCCCCACAGGAGGUCAUCAGGGUCGUCUUCAACCACCUCCUGCAGCCUCCCCAGCAGACACAGAUGCCCGAGGUCCUGCAACAUCUAGUCAGGAUUGCACAAGAGAACGAGAUACCGUGUCUCACCCUUCAGUUAGUAUCAGAGAACCUGUACAUGGGUCUGUCAUAUGUGCCUCCUGAAUUAGAGCAUAUCAUCUACACAACCGUCGAUCAACUUAGAGGGAACUCACCACAAGGUUGCAUACUUCCACAGCCACCUUCAUGUCCUUUCACAAGGGUUAAUGAGACUGAAAUUUGCUACAGGACAAACAGCUCUGAGUUGCAGCAUCUCUUGGAUAUGGGACAAGUACCCUGCCAAUACAGCGUGUCAGAGUAUGCAUGCUCUGAGCUGUCAGGACUCACUGCAGAGCACCUGGCCCAGCUCCUGGUCUGCCAGCUGUCCAGCAACAGGACUUACUCCAAGGGGACCUGGAAGCUGCUCCUCACCAAGACCUCUGCAGUUCUGGACGAAGCUCUCAUCAUGUUCUCACACAUGGCCUCCAAUAUGUCUCUGAGGAUCAUGGGUCAAUCUGUGACUGAUGUCCUGGAUAUUCUUGGAGAGCUCCGUCUGGAGCUGCUCAGUGACAUGCAGUGGGAAGACAUCGACUUCAUCUCCUCACUGUUUGGUGAACGUCUGCGGCUGUUCUUGCCCUUCGCCUCCGGACAACUUCUGCACUGUGUCAGCAGGAAGAACCUCACCUGUGAAACCUACCAGUACAUUGUGACUGAGCUGAGUCUUCAGUUUGAUCACAUGACAGAGGAGCAGGCCGAGAACGUUCUCAAGUUCUUCAUUUUGCCCUUCCUGUCCAGAAACACAUCAGAUCCAGGAUGUAUCUCCAACAAUAGCAUGGCGUGGCUUCUCAACAACUACGGGCAAUUCUCUGGCCUUGUCCCACUCAAAAGUCUACUUGAUGCCAAUAAGUACUUCAAUCCGCUGGCUGUCCUGGAGCUGCUCUCUCCCCAGCAGAAGGCGGAGCUGAUCCUCCUGCCUCUCGGAGACCUUCUCCCACAGGAGGUCAUCAGGGUCGUCUUCAACCACCUCCUGCAGCCUCCCCAGCAGACACAGAUGCCCGAGGUCCUGCAACAUCUAGUCAGGAUUGCACAAGAGGACGAGAUACCGUGUCUCACCCUUCAGUUAGUAUCAGAGAACCUGUACAUGGGUCUGUCAUAUGUGCCUCCUGAAUUAGAGCAUAUCAUCUACACAACCGUCGAUCAACUUAGAGGGAACUCACCACAAGGUUGCAUACUUCCACAGCCACCUUCAUGUCCUUUCACAAGGGUAAAUGAGACUGAAAUUUGCUACAGGACAAACAGCUCUGAGUUGCAGCAUCUCUUGGAUAUGGGACAAGUACCCUGCCAAUACAGCGUGUCAGAGUAUGCAUGCUCUGAGCUGUCAGGACUCACUGCAGAGCACCUGGCCCAGCUCCUGGUCUGCCAGCUGUCCAGCAACAGGACUUACUCCAAGGGGACCUGGAAGCUGCUCCUCACCAAGACCUCUGCAGUUCUGGACGAAGCUCUCAUCAUGUUCUCACACAUGGCCUCCAAUAUGUCUCUGAGGAUCAUGGGUCCAUCUGUGACUCAUGUCCUGGAUAUUCUUGGGGAGCUCCGUCUGGAGUCGCUCAGUGACAUGCAGUGGCAAGACAUCUAUUUCAUCUCCUCACUGUUUAGUGACAGUCUGCGGCCAUUUUUACCCUUCGCCUCUGGAGACCUUCUGCAAUGUGUCAGCAGCAAGAACCUCACCUGUGAAACUUACCAGUACAUUGUGGGUGAGCUGAGUCAUCAUUUUGAUGACAUGACAGAGGAGCAGGCCGAGGAUGUCCUCCGGUCCUUCAUCCUGCCCUUCCUGUCCAGAAACACAUCAGACUCUGGAUGCUUCUCCAACAACAGCAUGGAAUGGCUUACAGAUAACUACGGACAAUUCUCUGUCCUUGUUCCUCUCGAAAGUCUAUUUGAUCGCAACCAGGACUUUGAUCCACUGGAGGUGUUGGAUCUUCUCAGUCCAAAGCAGAUGGCUGAGUUGAUGGUUCUGCCUCUCCCUCAUGCCCAAGGGAAAGAUGAGGUCGUCAGCAGAGUGCUGGAUCACCUGCUGGAAUCACCUGUGGAGAGGAAUCUUCCAGAAGUUCUUGGUCUCACCAUCAUCCUUGCCACACAGGAUGAAGCACCUUGUGAGUUCUACCAGGCAAUUAUCCCAAGGCUGAGUGAGUCUGUGACAUCAGUACCAGCAGUUCUGGAGCUCAUCAUCAGAGGAGCUGUGGAAGAGCUGCUCCAGCUCAGUCCACUAGAUUGUGCUGUUCCUCUGCCUGCUCAGUGUCCUACAACACCAGUUAAUGAAACCAGAAUUUGUGAAGGUGUUAACAGCACUGUCCUGCAGUCUCAACUGGCAGCUGGCCUCGUCCCCUGUAAUGUCAGUCUGGAGCAGUAUGCCUGUUCAGAGCUAACAGGAUUCACUGCACAUCACCUGGCCCAGGUUCUGAUUUGCAAGCUGUCCAGCAACAUGACUUACUCCAGGGAGACCUGGAAACUGCUCCUCACCAAGUCCUCUGCAGUUCUGGAUGAUGCUCUCAUCAUGUUCUCCAACAUGUCUCUGAGGAUCAUGGGUCAAUCUGUGACUGAUGUCCUGGAUAUUCUUGGAGAGCUCCGUCUGGAGCUGCUCAGUGACAUGCAGUGGGAAGACAUCGACUUCAUCUCCUCACUGUUUGGUGAACGUCUGCGGCUGUUCUUGCCCUUCGCCUCCGGACAACUUCUGCACUGUGUCAGCAGGAAGAACCUCACCUGUGAAACCUACCAGUACAUUGUGACUGAGCUGAGUCUUCAGUUUGAUCACAUGACAGAGGAGCAGGCCGAGAACGUUCUCAAGUUCUUCAUUUUGCCCUUCCUGUCCAGAAACACAUCAGAUCCAGGAUGUAUCUCCAACAAUAGCAUGGCGUGGCUUCUCAACAACUACGGGCAAUUCUCUGGCCUUGUCCCACUCAAAAGUCUACUUGAUGCCAAUAAGUACUUCAAUCCGCUGGCUGUCCUGGAGCUGCUCUCUCCCCAGCAGAAGGCGGAGCUGAUCCUCCUGCCUCUCGGAGACCUUCUCCCACAGGAGGUCAUCAGGGUCGUCUUCAACCACCUCCUGCAGCCUCCCCAGCAGACACAGAUGCCCGAGGUCCUGCAACAUCUAGUCAGGAUUGCACAAGAGGACGAGAUACCGUGUCUCACCCUUCAGUUAGUAUCAGAGAACCUGUACAUGGGUCUGUCAUAUGUGCCUCCUGAAUUAGAGCAUAUCAUCUACACAACCGUCGAUCAACUUAGAGGGAACUCACCACAAGGUUGCAUACUUCCACAGCCACCUUCAUGUCCUUUCACAAGGGUAAAUGAGACUGAAAUUUGCUACAGGACAAACAGCUCUGAGUUGCAGCAUCUCUUGGAUAUGGGACAAGUACCCUGCCAAUACAGCGUGUCAGAGUAUGCAUGCUCUGAGCUGUCAGGACUCACUGCAGAGCACCUGGCCCAGCUCCUGGUCUGCCAGCUGUCCAGCAACAGGACUUACUCCAAGGGGACCUGGAAGCUGCUCCUCACCAAGACCUCUGCAGUUCUGGACGAAGCUCUCAUCAUGUUCUCACACAUGGCCUCCAAUAUGUCUCUGAGGAUCAUGGGUCCAUCUGUGACUCAUGUCCUGGAUAUUCUUGGGGAGCUCCGUCUGGAGUCGCUCAGUGACAUGCAGUGGCAAGACAUCUAUUUCAUCUCCUCACUGUUUAGUGACAGUCUGCGGCCAUUUUUACCCUUCGCCUCUGGAGACCUUCUGCAAUGUGUCAGCAGCAAGAACCUCACCUGUGAAACUUACCAGUACAUUGUGGGUGAGCUGAGUCAUCAUUUUGAUGACAUGACAGAGGAGCAGGCCGAGGAUGUCCUCCGGUCCUUCAUCCUGCCCUUCCUGUCCAGAAACACAUCAGACUCUGGAUGCUUCUCCAACAACAGCAUGGAAUGGCUUACAGAUAACUACGGACAAUUCUCUGUCCUUGUUCCUCUCGAAAGUCUAUUUGAUCGCAACCAGGACUUUGAUCCACUGGAGGUGUUGGAUCUUCUCAGUCCAAAGCAGAUGGCUGAGUUGAUGGUUCUGCCUCUCCCUCAUGCCCAAGGGAAAGAUGAGGUCGUCAGCAGAGUGCUGGAUCACCUGCUGGAAUCACCUGUGGAGAGGAAUCUUCCAGAAGUUCUUGGUCUCACCAUCAUCCUUGCCACACAGGAUGAAGCACCUUGUGAGUUCUACCAGGCAAUUAUCCCAAGGCUGAGUGAGUCUGUGACAUCAGUACCAGCAGUUCUGGAGCUCAUCAUCAGAGGAGCUGUGGAAGAGCUGCUCCAGCUCAGUCCACUAGAUUGUGCUGUUCCUCUGCCUGCUCAGUGUCCUACAACACCAGUUAAUGAAACCAGAAUUUGUGAAGGUGUUAACAGCACUGUCCUGCAGUCUCAACUGGCAGCUGGCCUCGUCCCCUGUAAUGUCAGUCUGGAGCAGUAUGCCUGUUCAGAGCUAACAGGAUUCACUGCACAGCACCUGGCCCAGGUUCUGAUUUGCAAGCUGUCCAGCAACAUGACUUACUCCAGGGAGACCUGGAAACUGCUCCUCACCAAGUCCUCUGCAGUUCUGGAUGAUGCUCUCAUCAUGUUCUCCAACAUGUCUCUGAGGAUCAUGGGUAAAUCUGUGACUGAUGUCCUGGAUAUUCUUGGAGAGCUCCGUCUGGAGCUGCUCAGUGACAUGCAGUGGGAAGACAUCGACUUCAUCUCCUCACUGUUUGGUGAACGUCUGCGGCUGUUCUUGCCCUUCGCCUCCGGAGAACUUCUGUACUGUGUCAGCAGGAAGAACCUCACCUGUGAAACCUACCAGUACAUUGUGGCUGAGCUGAGUCUUCAAUUUGAUCACAUGACAGAGGAGCAGGCCGAGAACGUUCUCAAGUUCUUCAUUUUGCCCUUCCUGUCCAGAAACACAUCAGAUCCAGGAUGUAUCUCCAACAAUAGCAUGGCGUGGCUUCUCAACAACUACGGGCAAUUCUCUGGCCUUGUCCCACUCAAAAGUCUACUUGAUGCCAAUAAGUACUUCAAUCCGCUGGCUGUCCUGGAGCUGCUCUCUCCCCAGCAGAAGGCGGAGCUGAUCCUCCUGCCUCUCGGAGACCUUCCCCCACAGGAGGUCAUCAGGGUCGUCUUCAACCACCUCCUGCAGCCUCCCCAGCAGACACAGAUGCCCGAGGUCCUGCAACAUCUAGUCAGGAUUGCACAAGAGAACGAGAUACCGUGUCUCACCCUUCAGUUAGUAUCAGAGAACCUGUACAUGGGUCUGUCACAUGUGCCUCCUGAAUUAGAGCAUAUCAUCUACACAACCGUCGAUCAACUUAGAGGGAACUCACCACAAGGUUGCAUACUUCCACAGCCACCUUCAUGUCCUUUCACAAGGGUAAAUGAGACUGAAAUUUGCUACAGGACAAACAGCUCUGAGUUGCAGCAUCUCUUGGAUAUGGGACAAGUACCCUGCCAAUACAGCGGGACAGAGUAUGCAUGCUCUGAGCUGUCAGGACUCACUGCAGAGCACCUGGCCCAGCUCCUGGUCUGCCAGCUGUCCAGCAACAGGACUUACUCCAAGGGGACCUGGAAGCUGCUCCUCACCAAGACCUCUGCAGUUCUGGACGAAGCUCUCAUCAUGUUCUCACACAUGGCCUCCAAUAUGUCUCUGAGGAUCAUGGGUCAAUCUGUGACUGAUGUCCUGGAUAUUCUUGGAGAGCUCCGUCUGGAGCUGCUCAGUGACAUGCAGUGGGAAGACAUCGACUUCAUCUCCUCACUGUUUGGUGAACGUCUGCGGCUGUUCUUGCCCUUCGCCUCCGGACAACUUCUGCACUGUGUCAGCAGGAAGAACCUCACCUGUGAAACCUACCAGUACAUUGUGGCUGAGCUGAGUCUUCAGUUUGAUCACAUGACAGAGGAGCAGGCCGAGAACGUUCUCAAGUUCUUCAUUUUGCCCUUCCUGUCCAGAAACACAUCAGAUCCAGGAUGUAUCUCCAACAAUAGCAUGACGUGGCUUCUCAACAACUACGGGCAAUUCUCUGGCCUUGUCCCACUCAAAAGUCUACUUGAUGCCAAUAAGUACUUCAAUCCGCUGGCUGUCCUGGAGCUGCUCUCUCCCCAGCAGAAGGCGGAGCUGAUCCUCCUGCCUCUCGGAGACCUUCCCCCACAGGAGGUCAUCAGGGUCGUCUUCAACCACCUCCUGCAGCCUCCCCAGCAGACACAGAUGCCCGAGGUCCUGCAACAUCUAGUCAGGAUUGCACAAGAGAACGAGAUACCGUGUCUCACCCUUCAGUUAGUAUCAGAGAACCUGUACAUGGGUCUGUCACAUGUGCCUCCUGAAUUAGAGCAUAUCAUCUACACAACCGUCGAUCAACUUAGAGGGAACUCACCACAAGGUUGCAUACUUCCACAGCCACCUUCAUGUCCUUUCACAAGGGUAAAUGAGACUGAAAUUUGCUACAGGACAAACAGCUCUGAGUUGCAGCAUCUCUUGGAUAUGGGACAAGUACCCUGCCAAUACAGCGUGUCAGAGUAUGCAUGCUCUGAGCUGUCAGGACUCACUGCAGAGCACCUGGCCCAGCUCCUGGUCUGCCAGCUGUCCAGCAACAGGACUUACUCCAAGGGGACCUGGAAGCUGCUCCUCACCAAGACCUCUGCAGUUCUGGACGAAGCUCUCAUCAUGUUCUCACACAUGGCCUCCAAUAUGUCUCUGAGGAUCAUGGGUCCAUCUGUGACUCAUGUCCUGGAUAUUCUUGGGGAGCUCCGUCUGGAGUCGCUCAGUGACAUGCAGUGGCAAGACAUCUAUUUCAUCUCCUCACUGUUUAGUGACAGUCUGCGGCCAUUUUUACCCUUCGCCUCUGGAGACCUUCUGCAAUGUGUCAGCAGCAAGAACCUCACCUGUGAAACUUACCAGUACAUUGUGGGUGAGCUGAGUCAUCAUUUUGAUGACAUGACAGAGGAGCAGGCCGAGGAUGUCCUCCGGUCCUUCAUCCUGCCCUUCCUGUCCAGAAACACAUCAGACUCUGGAUGCUUCUCCAACAACAGCAUGGAAUGGCUUACAGAUAACUACGGACAAUUCUCUGUCCUUGUUCCUCUCGAAAGUCUAUUUGAUCGCAACCAGGACUUUGAUCCACUGGAGGUGUUGGAUCUUCUCAGUCCAAAGCAGAUGGCUGAGUUGAUGGUUCUGCCUCUCCCUCAUGCCCAAGGGAAAGAUGAGGUCGUCAGCAGAGUGCUGGAUCACCUGCUGGAAUCACCUGUGGAGAGGAAUCUUCCAGAAGUUCUUGGUCUCACCAUCAUCCUUGCCACACAGGAUGAAGCACCUUGUGAGUUCUACCAGGCAAUUAUCCCAAGGCUGAGUGAGUCUGUGACAUCAGUACCAGCAGUUCUGGAGCUCAUCAUCAGAGGAGCUGUGGAAGAGCUGCUCCAGCUCAGUCCACUAGAUUGUGCUGUUCCUCUGCCUGCUCAGUGUCCUACAACACCAGUUAAUGAAACCAGAAUUUGUGAAGGUGUUAACAGCACUGUCCUGCAGUCUCAACUGGCAGCUGGCCUCGUCCCCUGUAAUGUCAGUCUGGAGCAGUAUGCCUGUUCAGAGCUAACAGGAUUCACUGCACAUCACCUGGCCCAGGUUCUGAUUUGCAAGCUGUCCAGCAACAUGACUUACUCCAGGGAGACCUGGAAACUGCUCCUCACCAAGUCCUCUGCAGUUCUGGAUGAUGCUCUCAUCAUGUUCUCCAACAUGUCUCUGAGGAUCAUGGGUCAAUCUGUGACUGAUGUCCUGGAUAUUCUUGGAGAGCUCCGUCUGGAGCUGCUCAGUGACAUGCAGUGGGAAGACAUCGACUUCAUCUCCUCACUGUUUGGUGAACGUCUGCGGCUGUUCUUGCCCUUCGCCUCCGGACAACUUCUGCACUGUGUCAGCAGGAAGAACCUCACCUGUGAAACCUACCAGUACAUUGUGGCUGAGCUGAGUCUUCAGUUUGAUCACAUGACAGAGGAGCAGGCCGAGAACAUUCUCAAGUUCUUCAUUUUGCCCUUCCUGUCCAGAAACACAUCAGAUCCAGGAUGUAUCUCCAACAAUAGCAUGGCGUGGCUUCUCAACAACUACGGGCAAUUCUCUGGCCUUGUCCCACUCAAAAGUCUACUUGAUGCCAAUAAGUACUUCAAUCCGCUGGCUGUCCUGGAGCUGCUCUCUCCCCAGCAGAAGGCGGAGCUGAUCCUCCUGCCUCUCGGAGACCUUCCCCCACAGGAGGUCAUCAGGGUUGUCUUCAACCACCUCCUGCAGCCUCCCCAGCAGACACAGAUGCCCGAGGUCCUGCAACAUCUAGUCAGGAUUGCACAAGAGAACGAGAUACCGUGUCUCACCCUUCAGUUAGUAUCAGAGAACCUGUACAUGGGUCUGUCAUAUGUGCCUCCUGAAUUAGAGCAUAUCAUCUACACAACCGCCGAUCAACUUAGAGGGAACUCACCACAAGGUUGCAUACUUCCACAGCCAACUUCAUGUCCUUUCACAAGGGUAAAUGAGACUGAAAUUUGCUACAGGACAAACAGCACUGCAUUACAGCUUCACCUGGACAACAAGCAAGAGUCCAGCUCUCUGUGUGGCUUCAGCAUGGCACAGUACGCAUGCGCACAGCUGUCCACUUUGACGGCUCAAGACCUGGUGACAUUGUUAACCUGCAAAACGAGUGAGGAUCAUCCCAAAGCGACCUGGAAGCUUUUCAUCACCAAAGUCAAUCCCAUCCUGGGUCAUGCCCUCGACCUCUUCAACAGCACGAAGCUCACUGCCAGUCACGCCGUCUCGAACGUCCUGGACGCAAUCGGCGAGGUCACCUUCAGCAGUUUCAGUGCUGACCACGUGCGGGACGUCGCGUAUGUGAACCGCUGGUUCGGGAUGCGCCUGAGGCCCUUCCUGUCCUCCGUCACCCCAUCCUUCCUCUCCUGCUUGGCCACCAAGGACUUCAGCUGCCAGACCUACCAGAAUGUUGUGCAGGCCAUGGGGCAGGUGUACGGAGAAAUGCUCAACUCUACUCUGGUCUACACGGACUUCAUCGAGGUCUUCCUCAACAAGUCAGCCUGUACCGAUGGCAUUGCAAACAGUGCUGACUGGCUGGAGAAGAACUUUGGGCCGUUCUCAGCUGCUGCCUCUGUUGUGGACAUGCAGAGACUGCAUGGCAGCUUCAAUCUGAUUGAGGCCCUGUCCCGACUGGACCUGAGGCAGCUGGUGGAGGCCUCCGCCACUCCCGGCCUGCUGACCAGCCCCGCCGACGUCACCGCCCUGCUGGGAUACGUCCCCGACCAGCUGCUGGCCAGCUACUUCGACAUGCUGGCUCCAGCCGCCCAGGGAAAUCCAAUCGCUGCACCCCUCCGUUCAGUCAUGCUGCAGCAGGUGUUCAACCGUGCCAAGUUGUCGGAGUCGUCCGUGCCCGACACUGAGGUGCUGGUGUGGCUAAACCACCGCAUGACGUUCCUGUUGCCCAAUCUCUCGCCCAGCCAUGUGGCACCGUACUUCGACAUCAUUAGAGUGCGACGGUGCCGCACCAGCCAGCAGGCUGUGGCCCUUCUGAACGGUACCUUGGCCACGCUUGAGGAUGACACUCAGACCCAGGUGUACGGCCAAAUCAUAUUGUUACUCACAGUGCCCUCCCCUCUGCGUUGCUAUGGCAGCGGAAGCUUCUACUCCUUCCUGGAGACGUCCUUCAUGGGCUUCCAGUUCCCUAUCCUGACCACCUUCCUCUCACUCAUGCCAGCCAGCCGCAGGACAGAGCUGAUGAACUCCAUCCCACCAGCCCACCUGGGCAGCUUCCUGCGCAGGCCGGGCGCUGUGGACAACAUGGGCAAACUCUGCCAGGUCUUUGAUGGCUACACUGAGACACUGCAGUUCCUGGAAACGGAGAAGGUUCCGGAGAUGGUCCAGCCAUACGUCCUGCCUUGUGUGUGGCCCCGGGCCCUGGUCGCUGACUCUGCUGAGGUUGACCGCUGGUUCGGCGCCGGACUGAGCUCCUAUCUCCGCUUCCUCAACAAAGACCGCAUCAGCUACGCCACGCUCCAGAACUCAAACUGUCUGGCCUUCAGGAAGUUUGUUGCUGUGGCAGGAAACCUUAACUACAGCUCCGCUGCCUUCACCCAACGGGAUGUGUACUCAACAAUACAGAACUACCUCUCCAUAGCCCCAACACCAAGGUGCUACAACACGUCUGUUCCUGACCUGGCCUCCACCGCCUGGUUCGCCAACUACAUCAACAUCUUCAUCACAUUCAUCUCCCUGGAGGAUCUCGGCGCUUACGGAGGCACAAGUCUCCAACCCUUCACCACCAACCUGGCGAACCUCCAGCUGUUCAACCAAACCUCCCUGCCGCAGAGCGUCACCACCUUCUACGUGGAGUUGCUGUACUUGCAGAACCCCACCUUCAACGCUAUCCAUCUCCCUCUUGCGUUCCGCUGUGUGGCCCCUGCCAUGGGCUUCUCCAAUCUGACUCUGGGCGAGACCAUGGCCAUCACCUCCAUCCUCCACGACUCCUGCAGCAAUAUUGACGAUGACGUGUCCGCUGCCCUCAGCAGGAACGUGGAGACCAUCUCACCGACGCGCAUCUCCACGCUGGGCAACUCAAGCGUGGGCUUCAGUACGGGCCAGCUGAGCGCGGCCAACCCCUCAGUCAUCUUCUCAUCGCUGUCCGUGCUCAGCACCGUGGUGGGCUGGAACCAGGGGCAGGCCAUGACGCUCAUCCAGAAGCUCCUCAGCUCCGGCAGAUUCAAGAUCACAAACAGUAAAGAUCUCUGGAGUCUAGGCACCCUCAUCGCAGGUGUUCCCUCGGCGACCAUCAACAGCAUCAGCGCCUCAGAGAUCCUCACAGCCGCACAGUCCCCAACACUGGUCAACAACCUCAUGACCGCACCCACCAUCAUCCAGCAGACAUUCGUCUCCAAAAUCAUCUCUGUCAGCUCAACGAGCAGUUCCAUCAUAACCAACGUGCCCAAUGCCUUGGCAACACAAAUCCCAAGGAACUUCCUGCAGGACUUUACCCAGACGACAGAGGUGGUCACGACACUGAACCAGAAGACCUGGACACAGAGCCAGUCUGUUCUCAUCUUUGAUACUGUUGCGACUGCCGUGGAAAAUGCAAAUGACAUCUCGUUCCAAGUGCUGCAGGGCUUCACCUGUACCCGUGUGCAGACCCUCUCCAAGGUCAAGAUCAAGAGCCUCAUUAGAGGCUGCAGGAGGCGCAAUAAUCUCAAGCUCAAACUCCAGCAGACACAGUUGACUUGCAUGUACUACCAACUGAGAGGUGAAUCGGAUGCCGCAGACUAUUCUCUCUACCCUGCAGAUAUGCUGCUGUACUACGAUUAUUCCACUGUGAAAAACUGUAAGAACUACUUCACUGAACUGGGCUUUGCGGACUUCACUGUUCUCACCGGUGCCUAUGAAUCCUACCAGACAACGCUUGUCAACAAUGCCAAAACCUGUCUGGGCAUCACCGGGUUUAACAUCAGUGCAGCGAACAUCAACAUCCUCGGCAACAUGGUGUGCCUGCUGACUGGUUCCUACGUGGAGAACUCUGACCCCUCCAUCCUGGAGAAGCUGAAGAACUGCGACGACCUGUCCACUUCCCAGGUCACUGGCAUGGAGACACUUCUCCUUUCGGGCAAGACUAAAUACGGCGUUCCAUCAACAUGGACACGGGAGACUCCUUGGGAUCUGGACCCUCUGUUUCUGUACUUCACGUCCAAUCUGUGGAAGGAGAUGAACAGGAGGGAGGCCCGCAGAUUCAUAAAGACUUUCAUCAAACAGCUGAGACGCCAAGGUGUUCCCAGGAGAAAGAUCCAAUACAUAAAGAGAGAAUUCCAGCAGGCUCAUCGAGCCAAACGUGACACAGCCAUCGAGUGCACUGUUGGAGCCAUCACCCAGAUCCAGAUCAAUGAUGACGCCUUCCCCAUCGACUAUGACGCCACACAGUUCAACGCCUGCUUGAGCCUCACCGUCCUCAAGGACAAUCUGCCAGAGAUCACAGACAAGAUCGAUCAGGACGACUACCGUCAGGUCAUUCUGGAGAAGUUAAAUCAGGCCUACCCAGAUGGCCUCUCAGACGACGUGGUCCAGAUGCUGGGGCCUGUGUCCCGUAGGGCGACCACUGAUGACAUAAGCAAGUGGAACAUCACCAAAAUCGACACUCUGUCCUCUUUGAUGAAGACGUCGGAUGGAGACUGGUCAGAAAAUCAGACCAAAGCCAUCAUGACUAAGUACUUUGCUGCGUCGAACAGCAUUGACAGUUCGGUUCUGAAUUCUCUGGGCGGUUCUGGUGUGUGUUCCCUGGGGAGCGGCGUUCUGGAAACCAUCACCUCCAGCAGCCUGCAGCAAGCAGAUGCGCUGCCCGUCAGCAGCUGUAGCCUGGACAAAAAGAAGGUCCUGUUCCCCAUUGCCCAGGCCGCCUUCAUCAAUCAGACCAGCACCACCAAGAGGUCAACCACCACGGUCACACUCGCGCAGUACCAACUCAUCCAGUCCUACCUGGGUGGUGCCACCGAGUCCUUUGUACGAACCCUGGCCUCCUCCAGUGUCAACAUGGAUAUUGACACCUUCCUCGGUCUAGACCAGAGUGUCAUUCAGACCCUCAGCGUGUCGGACGUGAAGAGCCUGCUGGGUGACAUCAACGUGAACGAACUGAGAACCUACUCCAGCAACCCCAUCGUCCAGGACUGGAUCAGCCGCCAGUUCCAGACCGACCUGGACACCCUGGGCCUGGGGCUCACUGGUGGGCGCGCCUCCCCCGCCACCACCGCCAACGUCAACGGGAACGCCGGUUCCGCCACCAACGCGGCGGCUACCACUACCACCGCAACCACUGCAGCGGGAGCCACAACGGCCAACAACACUGCAAGCGGAGGGGCGAGCAUCAGACCUGCCAGCGGCCUGUACUGCCUCCUACUGGCCACAGUUGUCUCUGCACUUUACCGCCUCCAGUAAUGAAUCAUCUUUUGCCAGGAGCACUGAAGGAAACCUAAACCAGUUUACAGCCCUGUUUAUAUGCACACGAUGGUGUUUUCUCAGAACGCUGCCACACAUAUGGAAGAUACAAAUGGAAUGUGAUCUCAGCAACGCUUUACUGAAACACUGCUUCAUAAGACUGACAUAGCCCUGUCAUAAAGGCAUUACGUCAGAUACAGUACAAUGGAUUCCUGUUUUCCUGUUAGUCAUUUUGACUGCUCAUGUCUAAUGAUUUGACAGAGUCAUGUUACAUAGUCAUAACGGCUUAUUUACUUACUUAGUUACUUAUUUACUUGCUUACUACUUACUACUUAAUGUUUAUUUUGAUAGGGACAGGUUCAAUAUAUUUAGAGAAUUGCACACAAUUAUUAAAUGCAACACAUUAGAGCAUAGCUAUUGCUUAUUUCCAGUGUCUGUCCACAGAAGGGCCUUUAAAAUAACAAAAACAGAACAUCAGAAUUAGACUAUGAAAUGUGUUUCAUUUUAGUUGACCUUACGUAGCAUUCAAGAGUGCUGAAGGAAAUCUACGCUAGUUUUAUGAUCAUAUUUAUGACACUUAUGGAAUAUGAUAUUACAUUGUUAUUAUCACUAAGUAUUGGUCACCAUUGACUUCUGACGACACAAGGCAUCUGCAGUGACUGGUUUAUGUGGGUCUUUUGAAGCAGGGCUCAAUUUUGUUUUAAAACCCUUUUUAAGUGUAAUUGUCUCAGGUUGUCAGUUCAAGUGCUGUCACUUUCAAUAUUGGACUGCACUCUUAAUUGAUGUCUUUUCUUUGAUGCACUCCAAUUAAUAUAAAAAAUAACCUGUACUUAGUCAGCAGGAUGUGAUUCAACGUCAGAAUAAAAUGAUAAUCAUGCUUCCCUCUCCUCAUACAACCUGUUGUACUUCUAUUUUUAUAGACCUAUACUUUUUUUUGCUAAAAAUGAAAGAUAUUCUAAAGAAAAUGUAAUCAAACAAUAAAAGCAUUCUAUCACUCUUAA
Messenger RNA from Alosa sapidissima (American shad), 24397 nucleotides. RefSeq names its product mesothelin b (gene mslnb). The record is from RefSeq and is a predicted model, not a curated record. NCBI's taxonomy places the organism in Eukaryota, Metazoa, Chordata, Actinopteri, Clupeiformes, Clupeidae. The coding region runs from base 108 to 23396 and encodes 7762 amino acids. The transcript has 230 exons. Gene Ontology annotation, biological process: cell-matrix adhesion. Gene Ontology annotation, cellular component: cell surface.